Messenger RNA from Triticum turgidum subsp. durum (durum wheat), 555 nucleotides. Lineage: Eukaryota; Viridiplantae; Streptophyta; Magnoliopsida; Poales; Poaceae. The record is from the annotation of a GenBank genome assembly.
AUGGAGAGGAGCUCGAAUAAAAUAUUUGGCCAAUUAUCUUAUCGUUGGGGGGAGUGUCGUAGUCUUACUAUGCUACGCCUCUCAAACAACAACCUCACAGGCAAAAUACCCAUAAGUAUGGGGCAAGUGUCUCAGCUAGGGCUACUUGAUCUUUCAUCAAACAAGCUUGAAGGAGAGAUUCCAAGUGCACUAGGCAAUCUAAAAAAAUUGUUCAACUUGAGCCUCGUAGACAAUUUGCUGCAUGGAAGCAUACCACAAGAAAUUGGGGCACUGUCCAGUCUAGAACUGCUAGAUUUGUCAUCAAAUAGCCUAAGUGGCUUGGUACAAGGACCAAUUGAGAAUUAUUUAAAGCUUCGCUCGUUGAAUUUGAGACGCAAUAACUUCAAAGGGAACAUCCCUACCAUUCUAGGGGUGUUGCACAACUUACACAUGUUGGAUUUAAGUGAUAAUUCAUUUUCUGGGGCAAUACCAAGCCAACUAAGUGGCCUGAUUAUGCUAGAUACUUUGAAUCUUUCACACAAUGAACUUAAUGGAUCCAUCCCGUCAUCAUUUUAG